Molecule: messenger RNA, 1493 nt
Organism: Bursaphelenchus okinawaensis
Lineage: Eukaryota; Metazoa; Nematoda; Chromadorea; Rhabditida; Aphelenchoididae
Source: the annotation of a GenBank genome assembly
AUGACAGAAGCUGAAAAGUCGGUUAACGCUACUUUCAUCGAAGCAAAAGCCCAGGUCUUGAACAAAGCCUACUGGUAUCACGGUCUGAUGCCUCGAGAUGAGAUAUCUGAUCUUCUGAAGCACGACGGCGACUUCCUUGUGCGGAGGUCUGAACUCGGCCUCAAUCAGAAGUUGGUAAUCUCGAUGAGAUGGAGCAGAGUGCGGCACAUGUUCAUCAAGGUGACACCUGAGGCUCGCUUUAACAUCACCGACUUGCUCAAUUUUGAGAACGUCGAACGGUUGAUUUGCUUCUAUAUGGUAUUUUUUAUCAUUGACGUAAUAUAUGAUGGGAGUACUUGUAUCAUGUACAACAUCUGAUUGUAGGGAUCGAAAGCAGAGAUUUUCCGUGAUGGAGCCAAACUGAUGAGACCCAUCAAGCGGCCAGAAUGGUGUCUGUUUCACGAGAACAUCAAGCUCAACAAGAAGGUAGGAUCCGGUAGUUUUGGAGACGUCUACAUUGGAAAACUGACCGACAAGGACAAGAAGCUGGACGUGGCUGUGAAGAUGCUAAAGGGGAAGCUCGGGAAGAAGGAACGGAGUGGAUUCGUGAAGGAAGCGUCCUUGAACAGACGGUUCAAUCACCCCAACAUUGUCAGACUGCUUGGCAUCGCUGCCCAACAAGAUCCCAUCAUGGUGGUUCUGGAGCUAGCUUCAGGAGGAUCUCUCAAGGGAUACCUGCAGAAGAACCCUGAUGCUAGCGUCGAAAGAUUAAACAAGUAAAUUUUAGCCCAUUCUGUUUCGUACCGGAUGGCUACAUUCAAUCACCUGUACAGGCGAUCGAAGUAUAAUAGUGCAAAAAGUGUUAAACUUGUCUCAAAAAUAUUUUUACAGGUUUUUGUUAGACGCUGCGAAGGGACUGACAUAUUUGUCAAGUUUGAACGUGACUCACAGGGACAUUGCCGCUCGUAACUGUCUACUGGCAGAAGAUCUUACGGUCAAGAUAUCUGAUUUUGGACUAUCGAUUGCAGAAGCUCAGGUGAAAGAGAAAAAGUAAGUUGGGGUGCUGUAUUAAUACGUUUAAAAUGUUCUCUGAUCGGUUGUAUAGAAAACAAUGUCUUUUUGCCAAUAAGCCUUAUUUUAGAUUGUCCAAAGUCCCGACCAAAUGGCUGGCACCAGAAACUUUGGGUCAGGGUGUUUUCUCCACUAAAACUGAUGUCUACACAUACGGUAAGCGGGCCGAACUUUACUUAAAAAUUCUGUUGGUGCAAACUUAUAAUGUUUCAGGAGUCAUGAUGUGGGAAGUAUAUACCUACUGCAAGGCCGACCCUUACAGUAAGAUUACUAACCUGGAAGCGCGACAGGCCAUCCAGGCAGGCAAAACACUGGAGAUUCCGACGAUAACACCCCUUUUCGCUUGCAAGAUCAUGGAGGACUGCUGGAAGAAAGACCCCGACGCCAGACCCACUUUCGGUCAGAUUGCCGAGCGAUUUGAAGCCGCAAUGAAACUUAACUAA